Molecule: messenger RNA, 1218 nt
Organism: Oryza sativa Japonica Group (Japanese rice)
Lineage: Eukaryota; Viridiplantae; Streptophyta; Magnoliopsida; Poales; Poaceae
Source: RefSeq, a predicted model, not a curated record
AUGGUGCCCACUCUGCAGGAUGUGUCUUAUUUGUUGGGGCUGCCGAUAGCUAGGCCAGCAGUUGGCCCAACAAUGGUGAAUGCUGGAUGGGCGGAUGACCUUCUGGCCAGUUUUGGUGGUGUGCUGCCUGUUGCACUGGAGGAUCUCACAGAUGGGCACGGGCCUACGAAAAGUUGGUUGAAUCAGUUUCGACAGGAUGUCUUCCCUGAUGACCAGGAGGAGUGGAUCGUGCAGCGGCACUUAGUCGCUUACCUGUUGUGGUUGUUUGGAUGGGUGAUGUUCACGGGAACUCACGCUGACUCCGUGGACAAGCACUUCAUCCACUUUGCGGAGCAGAUUGCAGAGUUACCUAUUGCGGAGAUUCCACAGUACAGUUGGGGGUCGGCGGUACUUGCGGCGACAUAUGCCGGACUGUGUGAUGCUUGCGUGAGGAACAGCAAGCAAAGUUCACUCCCUGGAUGCCCGUUGCUACUUAUGUUGUGGGCGCACGAGCGCUUCGACAUUGGGAGGCCUCAGCUUGACUCGUACGCAAACUACGGUUUGCGAGAGAUGUACAGGUCUGGUGUUGAUGACAUCGACGAUCGUCCCACUAUGGGAUCCUUGUGGACACACCGUGAGCCGCAGUGGGUUAGCGGGACGACACGUCGUGUCUACACUCAGUUUGUAGCUGACUUUGAUCAGCUUACGCCUGACCGUGUUCGGUGGACUCCCUACACUCAGCACGAUGUCAAUGAUCGUGCACCGCACGGUCUCGCGGAUCUUUGCACGCGAGAUAUGCAACUCUGGAGGACGACUUGUCACCUUGUGGUGGACGUGCACGUCGAGCCACACAAUGUCCACAGGGUUCUCAAACAGUUGGGCAUGUAUCAGGACUUCCCUCCGAGAGAUGGUCGUCCUUUGGCUGAUAGUCUUCAUAGGUACUCCAGAAAGGGGCUCGGGCUUUCCUACGAGCUAGUUAUUGUGACCACGGUUCAGCCGACGAUACAAGAGUGGGAGCACGCAGCUGAUAACUUGGCACUUCAGACACCUCCAGACGAUGGGAGUUAUUAUGGAGCUUACCUUCGUUGGUACCGCAGUGUUACACGAUGGAGGUGUUUUCCUCCACAAGGAGAUAGCACCGUCCCCCACCAGGCAGCGAUUACUGACACGUUUGCCCCUCAGCCUAGAUCAGCUUACAACUCAAUGGUACGUGUUUAUUUGUGGAAUUUGAGCAACUAG